Molecule: messenger RNA, 2798 nt
Organism: Halichondria panicea
Lineage: Eukaryota; Metazoa; Porifera; Demospongiae; Suberitida; Halichondriidae
Exons: 18
Coding region: 126-2747 (873 amino acids)
Source: RefSeq, a predicted model, not a curated record
CAAUUUGCUUUUAUAAAAUUAUCGACCUCAGGAACCGCACAUUGCAUUAUGCAACAGCAAUGGGAUGGAUUUAUAGUUUUUAAAUGAGGUGCGUCUCUAGACAAGUCUAUCCAUGCUAGCUUGUCAUGGACGAGUGCUUUACUCGAGCAGUGCACAAUCUCUUCACUGCCUGUGCUCAAGACGAUCAAACCAAAAUCAACGAAACCGUGUCCGUGGCAACCAUUGCUACGGAAUGUCUGAUCAAGGAGAGAGGAUCUGAUUGGACGUUUGAGUUGCUCAGAACGCUGAUUGAGAAAAAGACAACUGAAAUAUGCUCAACUUCUUCACUAGAGGGCAGCCCCUCCCCCUCCCCGCCCACACACCCAUUCUGGGCGACUGUCAAGCACCUCACACCCUCCACACUUCACACACUCCACACCAGGACGUGCAAGAACCUCCUUUCGUCUUUAUCACAAUGCUACCUCCCUCUCUUCGGGACUAACCCCACCUACCAGCUACAGGGGACACUCUACAAGCACAUGACCCAAACACUUUCGGCCUCUACUAAUAGCUGCACAACUCUGGAGGACCUUAUAAGAGCAAUGGCUGCAAUAUAUACUCUUGCAGAUUGUGGCAGCUGUUUGGUCAUGCCUCAGAAUGAUGGCGAGUACGAGAAGCUAAUGAAACAAGUGGUUGCUAGAGGACCUAAGGUUGUCUAUGAGGCAUACAACAAUUGUGUUCAAGAGGAGCUCAAAAGCAGCAGCUGUCUAACUUCUAGUAGAGGAGUACUGAAGAGUGUGGAUGUACUGACUGGGAGUAUGUUUCUAAUGGCAACUGUUACCAAAACAACCCACUCUCCUGGGGACACAGUCAUUGAGACCGCACUACGACUCUACAAUCACUGUCUGGAGCAUCUCAUUCACCUGGUGAAGUUGUUCCCUGGACAUCUUCCCCUCUCCUCCCUCUACCUUGUGUUCAGCUCUCUCGUACAUCUGAACACUGAGUAUCGACAGCUGUGCUCUGUGCUCGAUUUUGAGGGGCACCCCUAUACUGAGCAGCUGUUCGUCCAUAUGUCUGAUUGCCAUAGUAACCUGACGGAGAGGGUGGUGUGCUAUCAUACACAGUUGUGUGAGACAUGCCUACUCCAGGACAAGGACAGCAACGAUUGGAGCAGUAGCCAACCGUUCUAUGAUAACGAGAGGUGCUCAUUCUCAAUACAAAUGUGGCACUAUCAGCUGCUAAAUCUACAACACGACCUUUGGACCCACUUGCACCCGACACUAUCCGACUGUAUCGUCAUGGAGAUAUUGGGCCACACCCUCUCGUUCCUGGCCGGCAGAUACAGCCUUGUAUCUCCAUCACACAAAAGAGUAAAACAAGCCAGGGCUGACAUUUUGAGUAUAUUGCUAACCACGUCUCAACUCCUGGCUGACCACACCCCUUCACCGGCCGUACAGAAGUCAUGUGAUUCCCUCGUCGUCACGCUAGGCCUCACUCUCUCCCCCCUGCACACACUCAGCGAGCAUCUCAACCCAGGCUCUCUAUUGUCGGAGCAGCAUCAUCGUACAAGCCAAUCUGUUUCAGGAGAUUGGCGUUCAUUCCUGAGAAUCAGCGGCUUCCCGUCAUGUACUUCCAUAUAUGGUAAAGGCGGCAGCAGCCAAUCAAAAGUGAGCUCUGAUGGAGCCACUUCAAAGGAGUCCAAAGUUUUGAUCCACUCCUACCCGCAGUGUGACAGGGCCAGGUGGCCAAAUCUCCUCCAGGCAUUAUGUCAAGACUCGGAUUUGUCAUUGAGAGUGGGCGGGUGUGGAGGGGUGGAGACUGUGAUGCCUCACUUGGUGACAGUUCUCGCUCACUGCUACCACUCCCCACACACACUCAGUCACACAUACGACACAGUCUCCACUCAGCCAUCCGGUGAGAAAUCUGACCAAGGCACUGACAUCACGGCAAUGGGUGAACAGAAUGUGUUUCUACAAGCUAUUACAAGACUCGUUGUUGAUGGUCUACAAAAAUCUGUGUUACCGGGGGCAACCAGACUACAUUACGAAUCCAUUAGCAAAGUGGGGGUGCUGGAGGGUGUGCUGAUGGAGCUGGUGGAGGAGGUCUCUCUUCUACCCUCACCUUUGCUGCACUUUAUUAGAUCACUGGCAGACUCUAAAGGCAGUCCCCAACAACCUCUAGGAAGAAGAGUGGCCAAGGUGAUUGGUGAUAUGUUAGGGGAGUGGCUAAAGUCUGCCAUCUCUUGGCUCAGUGAACCUUUGACCUCUGUUGUAUCCAACUACGCCACGCUACUCACGCGGAGCCUCUCUGGGUCGUCACGGCAACAGUCUCCCAGGACAGACGGCAUCUUCCAACGAUUGGAGGAGAUUUUCUCAGUCAUGGGUGUGGCUUCUGGUGAAGUGGGUGUAGCCUCAAUGACCGAGCACGAGAUGGCUGUGGAUGUGAUGAGCAAAGACGAGAAUGUGUUCAAGUCUUUAAAGAUUGUCUGUGAGUCCUGUACAGCCUCACACUCUUUACACCUCCCACACCGCCCACACAGUCACAACCCUCUCGAUACUCACAACACCAUCUGUGGUAUCCCUAUGGCAACCAUCAUGGAACGUACAGAGGACCUCAAAUGGAAUGAUUUGUUGGCCAUGUUUCCAACGAGUCGCUCCAAGGUGGGGAGUCUGGUUGCUAGGCGAUGGGAGUUACAAGACGAUCAUUCCUCGUUACUAACCGAAGAUGAAGCCAAGCAAGUGCUGAACAUUAGGACUCAGCUAGCAUAGAAUACACCAAGUCUUUUAUAUCAAAUGCAUAUUUUUACUUAAUUUACGCAA